GGAAGGGAGGUGCGGCCGCUUCCGCCCGGCGCGAAGAUGGCGGCGGGCGCGGCGGAGCUUCAGCGGCUGCAGUGGCGGCUGGAGGAGCUGGAGCGGCGCGUCGGGCUCGGCGGCGGGGGCUGCGGGCCGAGAAAGGUGGCGGACGAGCUGGUGAAGGUGCAGGUGGCGCUGAGCAACAUCGCCGGCAAGAGGGAGAGGAUCAAGAUCCUGUUCAAGAAACUUGAAGAUGUAAUCAAGUACCUUGACCCUCAGUACAUUGACAGGAUGGCUGUUCCAGAUGCCAUGAAGUUGCAGUUCAUCUUGGCAGAGGAACAGGCUAUUCCUGAACGUGCAGCCCUUCUGGAGCAGGUGAAGAACCUCCAGCCCAUUUUGGACAGUGCCAGUAUCCAAGCGGUUCCUGACCAUGCAGCCAAACUGCAGCGACUCUCACAGAUCCACAUACAGCAGCAGGAGAAGCGUCAUGAUCUCACUGACAGUGUCAAGACACUCCUGGAGAGCUACAACAAAAUGACCCUGCUUCUCUCCAAGCAGUUACUGCAAUGGAAUGAAAUACUGACACGGCUGGAAGCGGCCAAGCAAGCAAAACCUGUGGCUGAGUGACAGCAGAGCCGGGAACAUGGAGAGCCUGGGGCCCCAUGGCACAGCCUGCAUCCACUGGCCCCGGCACCUUCCCGCUUGGCCUGAGCAUGCUGGAGUGGCACCACGGGCUCCCAGGGACACCUGGCUGUGCUCUGAGCUGUGUCAGCCCAGAAUUGAAGCCGCACUGCUCCUUAAUCUGCCGCUGUUGCAAAUCUUGCACUCCCCUGAAAUGUGUCUUGGUUUGUAACAUAUUUAAAAAUCCCUUGCCCCUCUUACUGUGGUCCGUAGUAAAGUCCUGGAACGCUGA
Molecule: messenger RNA, 886 nt
Organism: Lepidothrix coronata (blue-crowned manakin)
Lineage: Eukaryota; Metazoa; Chordata; Aves; Passeriformes; Pipridae
Gene: DCTN3
Product: dynactin subunit 3
Exons: 7
Coding region: 37-600 (187 amino acids)
Biological process (GO): cytoskeleton-dependent cytokinesis
Cellular component (GO): dynactin complex
Source: RefSeq, a predicted model, not a curated record